This is a messenger RNA of Paramormyrops kingsleyae, 4891 nucleotides long. The record is from RefSeq and is a predicted model, not a curated record. NCBI's taxonomy places the organism in Eukaryota, Metazoa, Chordata, Actinopteri, Osteoglossiformes, Mormyridae.
CGGUUGGUCAUACAGGACUCGUGGAUUGAUGUCACGGUUCAGUGUUUUUGAAUGGUCUCUUGCAGUACCCAUGACUGGAGUCUUUAAGGCAGUCAUGGUCACCGCAGUUUAAAGAUGUAAUGCUGUGCGAUAACACACUUGAAAUAGUCCCCCCCCCACCAUGGAAAGAGCUGCUUUUAACUCCAUGUAGCAUUGCUUAUGCAUUUGCCUGGAAUGAUAUUGCACACUUUAUUACAUCAUAACCGCACAAUUAGCUUUCAAACAGUUGGCCGACAUGCUUUUGGAACCAUUUACAAGGCUCUCUCUAAAACGCCAUCAUAGGAUUUACAGAACAAGAUAAUACAAUUUGGAGAUACUUGUUGGACUUGCUGACAAUCCGUCCACGAUCAAGGUUUCAGUAAUCGGCAACAGGGCGUCCACUCAUUUCAGGAUAUUUUAUUGUCAUUUUAUAUUUUCUAAUUUUUUUAACGUGCAAUGAAAUGUUAAGCAAUUAAGGCUUUUCAAUUGGACUAGUUUUCUUUUAACCAAGUAGAAGUAACUGCAGAUAUAGGUGUACUUCAUCCUGGGGCGUAUUCCGUUCUGACGUUAUCUGACCAAGGAGGAAUUUUUUUUUUUUUUUACACCAUGACAGACAACCUGACAAUUUUGUAGCUCUCCCUGAAAGAAGAGUAUCCCAUCUAUUUGGGCUUCGUGGAGGAGCAACAGAGGAAACCUCACAGUGCCUAAAAUCCAGGAGUCCAAUAUGGCAUUUGGUGUCCUUGGGGUGUUCCUGGGGUUACUGCUGGAGGUGUCAACGCACGGACCCUCCAGUGUUCCCAGGAUGUCAUGGAAACAUCAAGAACUUGAUUUAAUAGAAUUCUCGGAACCGGGGAUUUUUAACUAUUCCACCCUUUUGUUGAAUGAAGAUGAAGCAGUGCUUUAUGUGGGAGCGCGGGAGGCCGUAUUCGAACUAAGCAUGAGAAAUGUGUCCGUCAAGAAAAAUAAGGUGAUAUGGAAGGUCCCAGACACGCAUAUGACUAUGUGUAUUCAAAAAGGAAAAUCUAAAGAGACAGACUGCCUUAACUACAUUCGCGUUCUCCAAAUGCUCGAUGACAGCAGCCUCUACGUUUGUGGGACACAUGCUUUUCAGCCUGUCUGCGACUUUCUGUCUCUCAAAGACUUUAAAUUGCAAAAGAAACAAGAGGAUGGCAGAGGAAAAUGCCCCUUUGACCCCGAGCAGAGUUUUACUACGGUUAUGGUUGAUGGAGAGCUGUACUCUGGAACGGCAUACAACUUUUUGGGAAGUGAACCAAUCAUUUCCAGAUAUUCUCAUUCUCAAAGUCUGCUGCGCACAGAGUACUCAACAUCCUGGCUAAAUGAGCCCAGUUUUGUUUACGCGGAUGUUAUUAGGGAGGGAAAGAACAGUCCGGAUGGUGAUGACGACAAGAUCUACUACUUCUUCACAGAGGUGUCUGUGGAGUACGAGUUCUUUGGCAAGCUGCUCAUACCAAGGAUAGCUCGGGUUUGCAAGGGUGAUCUUGGAGGGCAGAGAACAUUGCAGAAGAAGUGGACAACUUUCCUAAAGGCUAAAUUGGUCUGUUCCAUGCCUGAGCUCAACUUUGUGUUCAACGUGGUCCAUGACGUGUUUGUUCUGAAGAUGGACGACUGGAAAGAGAGCAUAAUUUAUGGCGUUUUCACAUCACAGUGGGGAAACGUUGGUUUGUCGGCAGUGUGCGCGUACAACAUGUCAACAGUAGAAGAUGUGUUUUCAAAGGGAAAGUACAUGCAAAAAGCGACUGUGGAGCAGUCCCACACAAAGUGGGUGAGAUUUAAUGGAAUCACUCCAAGUCCUCGUCCUGGGGCGUGUAUCAACAAUAAUAAUCGAAUGCAGAACAUCAACAGCUCUCUUCACCUGCCAGAUAAAACAUUACAGUUCAUCAAGGAUCACCCACUGUUAGAAGACCCUGUUCUUCCGAUAGGGAACGGGCCCAGGCUUAUUGCCAAGGACGUGAACUACACCCAGAUUGCUGUCGAGAGGGUGCAGGCCCUGGAUACUAACCUGUAUGAUGUCAUCUUCACUGCAACUGAUAAAGGAUUCUUGUACAAAUCUGUAAUUUACGGGAACGAAGUGCAUACUGUUGAAGAAGUACAGCUUCUCCGUAAUUCUGAACCCAUAAAGACUUUGCUGCUUUCUUCUCAGGGGAGAUUCCUGUAUGCCGGCUCUGACACUGGGGUAGUGCAAGCCCCCACGGCCUUCUGCGAGAAGUAUUCCUCUUGUGAGGACUGUCUACUGGCCCGGGACCCCUACUGCGCUUGGGACACCGAUGCCAUGGCUUGUGUCAACAUAUUCCAGGAGCUGAACACAGCACAAUGGAGCCUGGUACAGAGUCUUAAUGGUGAUGCUGACAGUUGUCCUAAAGUAAAGAUGCUCUCCAAGGAGGAAUACCACCGCAUUUCAGUAAAGCCAGGUAGCUCUGUAGAGUUACCAUGCCUCAUCAGGUCUAACCUGGGACAGGCUGUUUGGAAGGUCAAUGGCAGCAUGUUAACCGACGCCUCCAGGUUCUACUUGAUGAGCGAGAGCGGCUUGCUGAUCUACAGCGUGGCUAAUGAAGACCAAGGCCUCUAUGAGUGUUGGUCCAUAGAGUGGGGCGGGGGACGGAAUUUCACCCGCCUGGUCGCGGGCUACGUCUUGACUUUGGAAUCUUUCGCGAACACAUCCUAUUCCGGCACUUUUAGCUCCAGUGCUGCCCAUAAGUCUUCUACAGCUACUGAAGGUAAUGGCGAGUUUACGGAACCUGCGUUAACCACCGCUGCAACCAGCAUUACUACCUUAAUCAUGCCACCGCGGCCUGCCACAUCACUAACACCGUCACCCAGCAGUACGGUUAAGUUUUCGCCGAAGCAUUUCUUCCCCAGCACUGGCCCUCCACACCUGGCAACCCAUGAUCUGGAGCCACGUGACCCUUCUGCCGAGUACCUACUGCAUGACAACAGCAAUGCCCUACUCUUCCUCUUCCUCCUCUUCUUCCUCCUCUUCCUGAUCGUUGUCAGCUACAACUGUUACAUGCAGUUCCUCCCUGCUCCGUGCCUGAAGGUGCGAGCCGCUCUGCUGGUGGGGAAGAGAAAGUCCCAGCCGGAGUAUGCGGCCUGCGAGGCAGGCUUGAUGGAGCACGUGAUGGAGAAGCUGGACUCCACGGAGCAGUGUCACCAGAAUGGAGCUCGGCAGAAGGUUCUCAGGGACACGGGCUAUGAAACGGAGCCAGACUGCAGUAAUGGCAACACACUCUUGCCAGAGUGUACAGAUGAGGGCUUAUCAGUAGACAAGCCCUUUGAUGUUGUCUGUGAAUCCCAGCCCAUUGAAUAUGCUGAUGCAGAUGCUCCAUGUUGAUAAAUACUUGCAUUAUCCUUCAAAAAUUGUUGUAAAUUUUAAUGUACCUAAUAUAUGGGUUCCUAAUAUCUGUCGCACAUACCCCUACCUAUAGAUAGUCACGUAUCUACAUGCAUUUCUGCAUGCAGAAAAUAAUUUUAUGAGUCUUGAUAAGGACUUUGCUGUAUAUUUCACUGUCUACUUUUAAAUUGGUUUUUCAUACCACUUCUGAUUAAAUGUCAAUGGUAUGCUAAACACUUAAUUUCUUACAGUGGUGCAAACAUAUUUUAAACCAACAUUGUUUAUCAGUAAGUUCAGUUUUUAUUCCAAAUUGGAAACAAAGUUUACCAAAUUGGUAAGUUGGUAGAUGUUUACCAUAUUGAAGUUCUGUAGUGUUUUAUAGUAUGGGGAAGGAAUUACUUCAAGCUGUCUGUGCAGUCAGAAUGACCAGUACUUUAAGCUGAAUUUUUUGUAGGCUGAAUGCUUGCUAUUUUUUUUUUCCAUUUUAUUUUUGUAAUUCUCAGGGAUCUUGAUGUACUUGAUCUUUUAUUUUCUGUCUGUGAUUCACUAAACUGUUAAUUCAGAGCCGCUGAAGUGCAUUUGCAUACUCUUGGGGUGAUUUAGAGCAUGAUUUAUGACGUCUAAAUAAAUGAUGAGUGUAGAAAUGUAGUAUUAUGCUGGAGACAAGUGACUGAAAAGAUUUCUAUUCCUGUGAAAAUGAAAUCUGGAAUUUAAAUGCCCAAAAUCCCCCCAAGUGACAUUUAAUAUACACAUUAAUGACUGCCUUGCAGUUGGGGACAUUGCAUCACAAUGCUUAACCAUGUACAAUGCUUUUUGUGGUUGUUAUAACCUUUGCGUGUUACUGUUAGAAAAUGCUGGAUGUGAUUGGUCUGACCAAAAUACUGGGCAAACCUGUCUAACCACAACAUGAGGUUCCAGUGUAUUGAUCUAACAUUCCAGAACAUUUUUUUUUUUUUUUUUAAGGACCAGUAAUGAUGUGAGUGUAUAUAUGAUUUAAGUUUUAGAUCACGGGUAGGAAACCCUGAUCCUGCAGUGCCGGUAUUUUCCAUCCUACCUGAUGAGUUGCUAUCUGCCUGACAUCAGGUGUGGUUCAUCAGAGACCAGGUAGGAUAGAAAAACCUGCUGGACGCUGGCACUCCAGGAUCAGCGCUGCCUCCCCCUGAUGUAGAUCAUCCUGUACUUGUAAAAGGAAAGAACAGCUUAUGUGUAGUGUGUGGGUUGAUCCUUCUGCUUGAGUGAGGCAGCCUCGUCAGCCCCCUUAUCCUCCACUGACCGCUCCUUCCCUUUCUGUUUCACAUCCUUGUGAAGUUCAUGACCUCUGUCCUCAGUGCACUUUCCUGUUUCUCUCCCAUUUUGGGCCUCGCACCAUCUCCGCUCCCAGCACCCCUUGUAUCACCCUCUCCUGCCGACAUCUCAUCCCCGUCACCUCCCAAGAGCCCUCCUUCCCUCCCUUCCUCCUCCUCCUCCUCCUCCUCCUUGGGGGUGCGGCUGCUACCCCCUCUUCUGAGUGACCAGGCUGUUGGG